This is a messenger RNA of Habropoda laboriosa, 1860 nucleotides long. RefSeq names its product bifunctional lysine-specific demethylase and histidyl-hydroxylase NO66 (gene NO66). The record is from RefSeq and is a predicted model, not a curated record. Gene Ontology annotation, cellular component: nucleolus. Lineage: Eukaryota; Metazoa; Arthropoda; Insecta; Hymenoptera; Apidae. Gene Ontology annotation, molecular function: histone H3K4 demethylase activity; histone H3K36 demethylase activity.
AUGCUUAAAUAUCGUGAACCAGUAUCAGCAUUUGCAGUGUAUGCUGUGAAACGUAAGAAUACGGAAUUAUCAUCAAAUUCAAAGAAAUUAAAAAGAAAGCAUAUUUCUUCUGAGAAAAAAGCAGUUUCAAAGAAUAGCACAAAACUGCAAACACAAGAAAACAUAAAACAAAUACCUGUGCACAGAAAUAUUCAAGAAAAAAGCAAAGUUUCUACAAAUAAAAUUCAAAACACAAAUAAAAAAGUAAUACCUAAAAAGAUUAGCAGCUCUAUUAUGAGUUCUAAGAAAAAUAAAUCAAUUCAAAACCAAACACACAAAAGAAAUGAUAAAAAAGUAAUCUUAAUUUCUGGUUCAAAAGGAACCGAAUCAAAGAAAAAAUUAAAAAGUUCCCUGUUGACAGUAAAUUUGGGUGUUGCAAAAAUGAAACAAAUUGGACAAAAUGAGAGAAAACAGAUCAAAAGUAAAAAGUUACCAAAAAAAAUUAUCCAAGAAACUGUUAAUGCUAAUUGUGGGACAACUGAAGAAAAUCAUGAGAAUCCUUUAAAAACAAGUCGAUCAAUAUUUGAAUGGUUAAUACAUCCUAAACUCAGACAAAAUUGGGAAAGAGCACCUGUUCAGAUAAAGAGGAAUUUUCCUAGGUACUAUAAGAUUCUUAUGUCCACUCCAAUGUUGGAUAAGAUAUUAAGAGAAUCUUAUAUUUUAUUUACAAAAAAUAUUGAUAUUACUUCAUAUGAAAAUGGUGUGAGACAAACACUUAAUCCUUCUGGUCGUGCAAUUCCAAGUGUUGUUUGGGACUAUUACAUGAAUGGAUGUUCUGUUAGAAUGUUGAAUCCACAAACAUAUAUACCAAAACUACAUUUGUUAAAUGCUACACUUCAGGAAUUUUUUGGCUGCUUUGUUGGUGCAAAUUCUUAUCUAACACCCCCCAAUAGUCAAGGUUUUGCACCACAUUAUGAUGAUAUUGAAGCCUUUAUAUUACAAAUUGAAGGUAAAAAGAGAUGGAGACUGUACAAACCACGAAAUGAAAAUGAAUACUUGCCGAGGUAUUCUUCAGAAAACUUUACGCAAUCCGAAAUUGGUGAACCUAUAUUAGAUACAGUUUUAAAUGCGGGAGAUUUGUUAUAUUUUCCACGUGGAACAAUACAUCAAGGUGAAACUAUUGAUGACACACAUAGCCUUCACAUUACUCUAAGCGUCUAUCAAAAAAAUAGUUGGUGUGACUUUUUGGAAAAGUUACUUCCAGAUGCAUUAAAGACUGCUACAGAAACAAAUAGUGAAUUUCGAAAAGGAUUACCUAUUGAUUAUUUAAGAGACAACGGUUAUACGUAUUCUGGAAUUCAGAAUAGUACCAAAACGGAAUUCAAGGAAAAAGUUAAAGAUUUAUUCAGUAAAUUAAUAGAAUAUAUUGAUAUAGAUAAAGCUGCAGAUUUAAUGGCAAAGAAUCAUAUCCAUGACUUCUUACCACCCGUUCUUUCGGAUAAUGAACUGGAAUGUUCUGUUGUCCAAGAUGGUGAAAGGAUGAUUGCAAAUGGAAUCGUUGAAAAUAGGGUAGAGAUAGAACCUGACACAAGAAUUCGAUUAUUAAGGUCUCAUUGUAUAAGGUUAAUUGAAGAGGAUGAGACAUUUAGGAUGUAUUAUUCUACUGAAAAUUCUAAGGAAUAUCAUGAAUUUGAACUGCAAUUUUUAGAUGUUAGUCAAGAAUUUGUACCUGCAAUACGAGAAAUAAUAUUACGAUAUCCUGAGUUUAUACGUGUAGAAGAUCUACCAAUUGAUGGUGAAGAUAACAAAGUACAGAUAAUCAAGGAUCUUUGGGAAAAAUGUCUUAUUGUAACGGAUAAUCCUUUAUGUGUGUUGGAAUAA